CUUCUUCUCAUUAACUCAACACCAAAACUCAAAUGGGGAAAACUUUCCUCAACUUAGCUCUUCUUAUCAUCUUCCAUUUUUUUUUUAUUAUGGCUACUUCCUCUAUGAAAUUAACCACCAUAGUUACCGACCAAUUGGCUCUUCUUGCAUUAAAAGAACAUGUUAUUCACGACCCCGAAAAUGUCUUGACCACUAACUGGUCAGCUUCUACCCAUGUUUGCAAUUGGUUUGGUGUCAGUUGCGGAUCCAAGCACCGCAGAGUCGUAGCUCUAAACAUUACUGGGUUGGGACUCGUAGGAACCCUUCCUCCCCACUUAGGAAAUUUAUCAUUCCUUUCUCUUCUUUCCAUUUCAGAUAAUAGUUUUGACGGUGAAUUACCUGUCCAGUUAUCCAAUUUGCGACGGUUGAAGCAUAUAAACUUUCGUAACAACAACCUUAGUGGAGAAAUCCCAUCAUGGUUGGGAUCAUUACCUGAACUUCAAAGGUUGUUUCUGUAUCAUAACCACUUCAAGGGUGUUAUUCCAUUCUCUUUAGGUAAUUUGUCAAAGCUAGAGAUGUUGGACUUGUUCCAAAACCAGCUUUCAGGUUCAAUACCCUCCUCCAUCUUCAAUAUAUCUUCGUUGCAGAAAAUAAAUCUAAGAAACAAUUAUCUCUUUGGCUCCAUACCUUCUGUUUCGCACGAUAUUCUUUCCUUAGAACUCAUAGAUUUCACCUUCAAUAAUCUCACUGGCCAUUUUCCAAGUGAUAUGUUUGAUCAUCUUCCGAAUUUGAAAAAGCUGAGCUUGAGUGAUAACAUGCUUUCUGGCAAAAUUCCAGCUAGUUUAUGCAAGUGCAAAGAGUUAGAAAUUUUAUCGUUAUCAUAUAAUCAAUUGGGGGGAAGCCUACCGGUAGAAAUUGGGAACCUGAGUAUGCUUCGAAUCCUCUUUAUUGGUCGGAACCACUUUGAAGGUGAAAUUCCACAACAAAUUGGGAAUCUAACUCUUCUUAUGGUGCUUGAUACUGCCGACAAUAACUUAACAGGUAUAAUACCACAUCAGAUUGGUAACCUAAAGCACCUAGAACUCUUGAAUUUGGGAUUUAACAAUAUUGUUGGUUCUAUUCCUCCUGCAAUAUUUAAUUCCACAUUGUCGAGCAUUUCUUUGGAGUUAAAUCAUCUUUCUGGCCAUCUUCCGUCAGACAUGGGCCUUUGGCUUCCAAACUUGGAAAAUUUGUAUCUUGGAGUGAAUCAACUCCAUGGUUCAUUCUCAAAGUCUAUUUGCAAUGCCUCUCAGCUAACUCAACUUGACGUGUCACAAAAUUACUUUUCAGGGUCCAUUCCUGACAAUUUGGGAAAUCUAAGAAAUUUAAAGGUUCUUGACUUGCAGGAUAAUAAUUUAACUUCCUUAGGAUUGAGCUUUCUUUCUUCUUUGACCAACUGUAGAGGCUUGGAAUACCUGAUUUUCGGUGAAAACCAAUUGCUUAGUGGUCAACUUCCAGGUUUGGUAGGGAAUCUCUCACGUUCUCUUCGGAGGUUCGAUGCUUCUUUUUGCAACAUCAGCGGUAGCAUCCCGAGUGAAAUUGGCAACUUAAGCAGCUUGAUAUCCAUCGUUCUAUUCGACAGUAAAUUGACUGGAACUAUACCUACUACAGUUGGAGGAUUGAAAGAGCUGCAAAGUCUUUCUCUUGAAAACAACAAGUUAGAAGGAUCCAUUCCAUUUGAAUUAUGUCAUCUAAACAAGUUGGCUUUCUUGUUCUUGACGAAUAACAAAUUGUCUGGACCAAUACCUGCUUGCUUGGGUAAUCUCAUUUCUUUAAGGAACCUAUUUCUAGGCUCCAAUAUGUUUUCUUCCUCAAUACCUUCAAGCUGGACAGGGCUUAACGAUCUGCUCAUCUUGAACUUGUCUUAUAAUUCUCUAAGUGGUCCACUACCAAUUGACAUGGGAAAGUGGAAGGUUUUAACUAGUAUGGAUUUGUCAAAUAAUCAAUUCUCAAGUAAUAUUCCAACCGGGGUUGCAAAUCUUAAAGAUCUCACUCAUUUUUCCUUAUCCAACAAUAGAAUCACAGGUUCUAUUCCCGAGUCAUUUGGUGACUUGUUGAGUUUGGAGUUCUUGGACUUGUCAAGAAAUAAUCUUUCCGGUGAGAUUCCCAAGUCUUUAGAGAACCUUCGUUUUCUCAAAUAUUUCAAUGUCUCUUUCAAUAGACUUCAAGGAGAAAUUCCUAAAGGAGGACCAUUUGGAAACUACUCAAUCGAGUCGUUUAAAGGGAACGAAGCAUUGUGUGGUGCAGCUCAACUUCAUGUUCCAUGUUCGAAAACUAGACCUCUUAGAAAUUCCAAGGUGAGAACAAAGCUUAUAAUAUCUGUAGCACUGCCAAUUGCCUCUGCAAUAUUGGUGCUUGCUUUAAUUAUCAUUAUCUUGCGAAGAAGGAAGAGAAAAGACAGAUCGACAACUCAAGAAGACUCGACACCUUUAGGAACGUGGAGACGAAUUUCAUACCACGAGCUUCAUCAAGCUACAGAUGGAUUCAGUGGUAGGAGGUUGCUUGGUAAUGGGAGCUAUGGUUCUGUAUAUCAAGGGACACUGUUAGAUGGGAUGGAAUUUGCAGUAAAGGUAUUCAAGUUAGAGUUAGAAGGAGCUUUUAAGAGUUUUGAUGUUGAAUGUGAAGUUCUUCGCAACAUUCGUCACCGAAACUUAAUCAAAAUCAUUAGUAGUUGCUCUAAUGAUCUUGAUUUCAAAGCUUUAGUGCUUGAGUUCAUGUCUAACGGGAGUCUUGAUAAAUGGUUGUAUUCCAACAAUCAUUCUCUGGACAUCCUACAGAGGUUGAACAUUAUGAUAGAUGUUGCAUCUGCAUUGGAAUAUCUCCAUCAUGGUAAUGCAACACCCGUGGUUCACUGCGAUUUAAAACCUAGCAAUGUUCUAUUAGAUGAAGAUAUGGUUGCACAUUUGAGUGAUUUUGGCAUCGCAAAACUCUUAAGUGAAGAGGACUCAAUGAUACAAACCAUGACCAUGGCAACAAUAGGAUACAUGGCACCAGAAUACGGAAUUGAAGGAAUUGUUUCGACAAAAGGUGAUGUGUAUAGUUUUGGUAUUCUUAUGAUGGAAACCAUCACAAGAAAAAAGCCCACAAAUGAAAUGUUCGAAGGAGAAACAAGUUUGAGGAGUUGGGUGGAAGAGUCACUAUCAUCUUCGCUAAAUCAAGUUUUAGAUACCAACUUGCAGAGCAGUAUUGGGAGGAAACGUUCAGCAACCGACAAUUGUGCCUUAUCCAUUUUGCUAGUUGGGCUGGAAUGUUCAGUAGAGGCUCCAGAUGAGAGGCUUGAUAUGAAAGAGACAGUUACGAAAUUAAAGAAGAUCAAAGUGAGGUUAUUAAAGGACAUUGGACGGGUUCGUUGAAGAGGCAGUUACUAAAAAUAAACUUCAUUUAAUAAAGCCUGUAGAGCAUGCAAGUCUAAAUGUGUAAUUUACCUAGUCGACGCAAUUUAGAUAAGGUUAUAACUUAGUCCUUAGAUAGGUUUUAUUCAAUACUCAAUUUAGAAAAGCGAUAUAUUUUGGAUUAGUACAAAGACAUGAAAAUUUUAUUUAAAACAUAAAAUCAAACACUAAUACAAUAUGAAUACCCAAACAUAUCAAA
This is a messenger RNA of Gossypium raimondii (Peruvian cotton), 3609 nucleotides long. Its product is annotated as LRR receptor-like serine/threonine-protein kinase EFR. Gene Ontology annotation, biological process: protein phosphorylation. The transcript has 4 exons. The coding region runs from base 33 to 3371 and encodes 1112 amino acids. The record is from RefSeq and is a predicted model, not a curated record. Gene Ontology annotation, molecular function: receptor serine/threonine kinase binding; ATP binding; protein kinase activity. NCBI's taxonomy places the organism in Eukaryota, Viridiplantae, Streptophyta, Magnoliopsida, Malvales, Malvaceae.